GCGUUGGGGGGUGCGGGCCCAUGAGGCGGUCCAGGCCCCGUGCACCCAGCGCAGCCAGGAAGGGGCGGCGGUGCCGCGGCUCCCACCCGCGCCAUGGCGGGCGUGUUCGACAUCGACCUGGACCAGCCUGAGGACGCGGGUUCGGACGAGGAGCUGGAGGAGGGGGGUCAAUUAAGUGAGAGCAUGGACCAUGGAGGAGUUGGCCAAUAUGACCUUGGCAUGGAACAUUGUGAAAAAUUUGAGAUUUCAGAGACUAGUGUAAACAGAGGUCCAGAAAAGAUCCGCCCAGAGUGCUUUGAGUUACUGCGCGUACUUGGCAAAGGUGGCUAUGGAAAGGUAUUUCAAGUACGAAAAGUAACUGGAGCAAACACUGGGAAAAUAUUUGCCAUGAAAGUUCUUAAAAAGGCAAUGAUUGUAAGGAACGCAAAAGAUACAGCUCAUACAAAAGCAGAGCGGAAUAUACUGGAGGAAGUAAAACAUCCCUUCAUUGUAGACUUAAUUUAUGCCUUUCAGACUGGUGGAAAACUCUACCUCAUCCUUGAGUAUCUCAGUGGAGGAGAACUAUUUAUGCAGUUAGAGAGAGAAGGGAUAUUUAUGGAAGACACAGCCUGCUUUUACUUGGCAGAAAUCUCAAUGGCACUGGGGCACUUGCAUCAAAAAGGAAUCAUCUACCGUGAUCUGAAGCCAGAAAAUAUCAUGCUUAAUCACCAAGGUCAUGUAAAAUUGACUGACUUCGGAUUAUGUAAAGAAUCCAUUCAUGAUGGAACAGUCACACACACGUUCUGUGGAACAAUUGAAUACAUGGCCCCUGAAAUCUUGAUGAGGAGUGGGCAUAAUCGUGCUGUGGACUGGUGGAGUUUGGGGGCACUAAUGUAUGACAUGCUGACUGGAGCACCUCCUUUCACUGGGGAGAAUAGAAAGAAGACAAUUGACAAGAUCCUCAAGUGUAAACUCAACUUGCCUCCCUACCUCACACAAGAAGCCAGAGAUCUGCUUAAAAAGCUGCUAAAAAGAAAUGCUGCUUCACGUCUAGGAGCUGGUCCUGGAGAUGCUGGAGAAGUUCAGGCUCACCCAUUCUUCCGACACAUUAACUGGGAUGAGCUAUUGGCACGAAAGGUGGAACCUCCUUUUAAACCCUUAUUGCAAUCUGAAGAGGAUGUGAGCCAGUUUGAUUCAAAGUUUACACGACAGACACCAGUUGAUAGCCCAGAUGACUCUACUCUCAGUGAAAGUGCCAACCAGGUCUUUCUGGGUUUUACAUACGUGGCUCCAUCUGUACUUGAAAGCGUGAAAGAGAAAUUUUCCUUUGAACCAAAAAUCCGAUCACCUCGCAGAUUCAUAGGUAGCCCCAGGACACCAGUCAGCCCUGUAAAGUUUUCCCCUGGGGAAUUCUGGGGAAGAGGUGCUUCUGCCGGCGCAUCAAAUACUCAGACACCUGUGGAAUAUCCAAUGGAGACAAGCGGAAUAGAACAAAUGGAUGUGACAGUCUGUGGAGAGGCCUCGGCACCACUUCCGAUCCGGCAACCAAACUCUGGGCCAUACAAAAAACAAGCUUUUCCCAUGAUUUCCAAACGACCAGAGCACUUGCGCAUGAAUCUAUGACAACACCAUUUUUUUAAGCCUUUGAAGGUGGAAACCAAGGAACGGACAUAAGCCCCCUUGAUGUUGAAAGACGAGGGCUGGUAUGGUUUACUUUUAAAAAGUGACAGUAUCAAAGAGUCAGUCAUUGCACAGAGCGACUUGGAAAGCAAAGCAAAACGGAUUUUUUUUUUCUGUCAAUCAAUGGUGCAUAAAAAAACUCUAGAAAAUGGUAUUGCAGAACUCUAGGCACAUCAUCUAACUGAUUCGCAGUGACAUCUUCUCACCUUAUCAAGGAUUUUUCAGCUUGAUAGCUUGAAACUGACAGUAUUAAGGGUCAGGAUGUUGCUUCAGAAUCACUGGUCUAGUCAUGAGUGUGUCAAGGAGGGUUAGCCCUUUCACUAGGCAAAAUACGAAAUGCCUACAUGCUUGCAUCUGAGGAAUAAUUAGCAUGCAAGCUUGGUUAAGCUGUUUCCUGCAAUAGGGUGGAAUCAAAGAUGAAAGAUGAAACUAAUUGGUAGUUCACAGUCAAAACAUAAUGAGGGUUUUUUAUAUAUAAAAAUAUAUAUAUUUUUCAAAUAGAUUUUUUGAAUCAGCUCAUUAUGGAAAGUAUCCCAAAAUUAAAAUACAAAAUAAUUGGUUGCUGUGAAAAAAGCUCUAGUUCUGAUUCUUCUCCUUAUGAAACAGCAAAUCAGUAAGCGGAUCACUAGAUGACCAACUUUGCAAUGUGGGGUGGGAGAGAACUGUUUCACUUGCUUACCCAGCUGAAAUACCUGUUCCUGCAAAAAGAAACGGAUCUAAUCAAACGGCAGUGCUGCUAUGUUCUAGGCUUAACUGGAAGCCAUGGGCUCACACACGUGUCCUGCUUAUUUCAUCCUUGUCCUCAGCAGACAUUUCACUGGGAAACAUCACUUUUGUAUACGCUAAUCCUUAGAUGGAGACAGCUGAGUAUGUUCAGAUUCUUACCCAUAUAAAAGAUCAGGAAAAAGUGCAUUGGAAUACAAGGUCAGUAGAAACGCACAGGAAAGACAGAUUCUACACGCUGUAAGAAAAUAAACCUUUUUCUAACCAGUGGGUAAGAAUUUGAGGAUUUCUUUUUUUUUCUUUUUAAUCAGAUUUUGCUAAUGGGAGUUCCCUGCCAUGAUACAUUUCUAAAUUUAUCAACAGUUUUUUUUCUAUGCUGGGGCAAUAAAUUUGCUGAUUGUAUGAGAAAAGUGUUAAAUGGCCUUUCAGUGAAUGUCUUCCACAGUGGGUCAGAACUUUAGCAACUUAAUUUAGGAAACAUGUUCUAAGGACACUAUUUAUGUUUUUGAAAUUGUCACAAUCUGUACAAAUGACUUACAGGUACAAAGAAUAAAAUAAAGGUAACUUUAUCUUACUUAAAUACUUCCUGCCUUAAAGAAAGCAUUUCCAUGAACAUAGCUGGUGAAAGGGUUAAUAUCUGCAGAGCUUUACACUAGUUAGCGUGUGUAUGGUGUGUGCGUGUGUGUGUAUAUGAUCAUGCAACUGCAUACAAGUCCUGUCACUUUUUGCCUGCCACACGUUGCAUUUAUCUUUAGUCAAACUGUGCAAAUUCUAGUGUUUCACAACAGUAGGGAUUUUUUAAUAGAUUCUGCUUACUCUGUGUAUACUGAAUCUUUUUGAGCCAUAGGAUCCAAGCCAUAAAACUCUCUACCAUGUUAAAUCCAAUCAGAGUGCUGUUUUCUCAAAUGUGCAAGUCAGAGGGAUUGAUCGAUAUUUUGUCGAUACCAACAAAGAACCAACAAAUGAUGGUUAUGAGUGAGCAAAAAGAAGUACAUUUUUUUUUCUUCUUCACGACAAGGCUUUUGUUGGAGAAUUUAUUUUUUGAGUUUUACAAGGAAAAUCAAGUUACCUUAUAGUGACAUAAACUGUCCUGGCAAGUUACCACUUUUCAUUUGGUAAUAGGGCCACUGGUGACAUGUUGUGAAACUGAAAUCAAAGUGCUGAUACGUGUUUGUAUAAUGCAUAUCUGCAAAUAUGCAACACUUGAAGCUGUGCCUCUCUGUGCCAGUUACUGACAUCAGCUUCCCAACAUGUUUACUGAGGAUAAAGGAACUUUAGAAACAAUAUGUUUUUUGAUGCAGAUCUCUCUUGGUCCUAGCUACAGCUAACAGUUGCUUUUUGGUUGGCUGGAUGUUAAUUGUCCAGUAGAAUUGGUUUAAUAUGGCUGGCAAGAAUGGCAAGAGUUGUUUGUCUGAGUUCACUGAUUAAUUAAAACUACAGUUCAUCAGUUUUACAAGUAAAUUUCAUGUAUUGACAAGGUUUCAUCCCAUAGGUGGUAAGUUUAAUUCCCUACCAUAACUGUGAAACUUUUGGAGUGUGACUCAGACAGAAAGCACACACUAUGCAAUAUGGUUUAUCCUGUAUUUAUUUGUAAAAAUAUCAGACAUAGAUCCUCUAUAUAUAUAUAAUAGUGUCAAAAUUACUAGUCGUGAACUAAGGGGAGUGGAGUUCUAGCUCCCGUCUGGCUAUUUCAGAUAAGUGCAGAAUGCAUUGAAUAUUGGAGAGCUUAACAAGUGCUUUCUUUUGUUCAUUUAAAAAUGUCUUAAAUUUUUCAUUAGAGUAUAGAAUCUUAUUUUUUUUAUUUUGUACAAGCUGCGCUUUUUUAAUUAUAAUCACUGAAAAAUUCACUAUAAUUUGAUUUUAUAGGAUUUUUGUAGCAUUACAAAAAUAUAGUAAAACUGAGGUUAAUACCUGUUGUGGCUAACCAUAUAAAAGUAUUAAACUUGAACAAAAGUCAUAUUUUUUUUUACUAGAUGUUAAGUAGGGGACUGUUCUGUUCUGCAGGUCAUUAUCUCAAAAGGUUCAUAGGUCAGCUGUGUUACCAGCAGUUUUUAUUUCCCAUUUGAUGCAGAACCUAUUCUGGUAUAAGAUACUCAGAAUUUCAUAAUUCGCUGUGGGAGUGAUGCAUACAAUUUGAUGCCAUUCGUGUACUAAAUUGUAAUUUUGGGAAUGCUGGAAUAAUUCCUACCAAGACUGUCUUAAUUGUGCCAUCUGACAUUUGAAUGUCAUCCUGGUAUUAGCUCAUAAUAAAAGAUGAAAAUAAAUGA
This is a messenger RNA of Pezoporus flaviventris, 4649 nucleotides long. RefSeq names its product ribosomal protein S6 kinase B1 (gene RPS6KB1). Gene Ontology annotation, molecular function: phosphatidylinositol-4,5-bisphosphate phospholipase C activity; protein serine/threonine kinase activity; ATP binding. Gene Ontology annotation, biological process: cellular response to insulin stimulus; intracellular signal transduction; lipid metabolic process. Lineage: Eukaryota; Metazoa; Chordata; Aves; Psittaciformes; Psittacidae. The coding region runs from base 94 to 1602 and encodes 502 amino acids. The transcript is spliced from 15 exons. The record is from RefSeq and is a predicted model, not a curated record.